Cuscuta epithymum is the source of this 810-nucleotide messenger RNA. The record is from the annotation of a GenBank genome assembly. NCBI's taxonomy places the organism in Eukaryota, Viridiplantae, Streptophyta, Magnoliopsida, Solanales, Convolvulaceae.
UUGUCUUCCUACUUCCCACUUCUCUCUGACCUGACCGGCCAAAAUGUCUUCGGAAGUUCUUCCGGCUCCCGAUCAAACCCAUCCAAUAUCUCAGUCUCUACCAUCAUCUCCAUCAUAGACUCUCUAAAAUUCUUAAAGAUCUCUCUGAAUACAAUACUACUGUAUAUUCCAUCUUAUUACAUAUUGUUCCAAAAGUUGUCUACUAACUCACUGAUUCGAUCAGGUAUGCAUAUAUAUGGAGUACUAAAAGGUUUGGAAUUUCCUCAAUCUCUAGAAGGCAAGUUUACUGCCUUCCUCUUCGGUGAAACAGGGAAGACAAGGCAGUCUUCGUUUUCUGGGGAAUGAAUCGUGGGGUUGUUCUUGUUUUUGUUGUGUUCUUGUUUCUGCUGUUGGGUUUGUAAAAGAACCAGUAAUUUGAUAAUCUAAGUAAAAAUGUUAGAGAUUAAAAAAAUAAUAUAAAGGUAAUGAACUCCGUCCUUCUCUGUCGUCCUUCUCGGCCGUCCACUCCGUCCUUCUCUGUCAUCCAUCUUCCCGGUAGAAUGAACUUUGCUAAAACAAAGUUUACUUUGUUAGCCGGCAACAGGUAACAGGGACCACUGAACGAAGGAUAGAUACAAUGGUUGGGUUUUUUUAGGAUUAUUAAUAAUUGGGACCAUUUUGGGAAGACCGAGUAAAGGUCGGAUUAUUAGUGUCAAAUUUUCCUUGUAAAUUUGAUAUUUUGGAAUCAUAUACUCCGUAUAAUUUAAUGUGAUGCAAAAGGAAAUUAAACUCGAUCUAAUAUAAAGCCGUUUGAUAAUGCUAAAAUUUGCC